CGCCCCGCGCGCUCGCGCGCAGUGAUUGAAUCUGUGUCAAGAUGGCGGAAUUCGACCUAACUUCGAAAAUCGGACAAUAUUUGGAUAGACAUCUUGUUUUUCCAUUGUUAGAGUUUUUGUCAGUACAAGAAAUUUACGAUGAGAAGGACAUGCUGCAGGGCAAGCUGGAUCUCCUCAGCAACACAAACAUGGUUGAUUUUGCCAUGGACGUGUACAAGACACUCAAUGAAGACCAAGAGGUGCCACAAACCCUGAAGGAUAAGCGUGCCGAUGUGGUGAAUCAGUUGAAGCGUCUUCAGCAGGACACAGAGCCGAUCAUCAAGAUCUUUGAGAAUGCUGAAGUACUAGAACAUAUCCAAUCAACCAGGGAUAGCAAACAGCUCUUUGAUUACCUCGUCAAAAACCACGGGUUUCGAGAAGAGUCACUGAGUCUUUUGUAUGAGUAUGCCAAGUUCCAGUAUGACUGUGGUAACUACUCCGGAGCAUCAGAGUACCUCUACUUCCAUAGAACACUGGUCCCACCGUCUGAUCCCAAGUCUACCAGCUCACUAUGGGGUAAGCUGGCCUCUGAGAUUCUUAUGCAGAACUGGGAGGGAGCUCUGGAAGAUCUCAACAAGCUCCAAGAGGUCAUUGACCCUCAAGAUAAAAUGGACUCUCAUUUCAUCACUCCACUGCAGUCAUUACAGCAGAGGACUUGGCUGAUUCAUUGGAGUCUCUUUGUAUAUUUCAACCAUCCCGACGGCAGGGAUCUCAUCAUCGAUAAGUUCCUUUACCAACCAGCAUACCUGAAUGCCAUCCAGACAAUGUGUCCUCACAUCCUGCGUUACCUGACUACAGCUGUCAUCACCAACAAGGGUAGGAGAAGACAGGUUCUCAAAGAUCUAGUCAAAGCUAUCCAACAGGAGUCGUACACUUAUAGAGAUCCCAUCACAGAGUUUGUGGAAUGCCUCUAUGUCAACUUUGAUUUUGAUGGAGCUCAACAGAAGCUUAGAGAAUGUGAAAAGGUGCUUGUCAAUGACUUCUUUCUGGUAGCCUGCCUUCAAGACUUUAUCGAGAAUGCAAGGCUCUUCAUCUUUGAGACGUUCUGUCGUAUCCACAAUUGCAUCAGCAUCAACAUGUUAGCAGAGAAGUUGAACAUGAAUCCUGAUGAGGCUGAGAGGUGGAUAGUCAAUCUAAUCAGGAAUGCCAGACUAGAUGCUAAACUUGACUCAAAACUGGGUCAUGUUGUCAUGGGAACGCAGAACGUAUCGCCAUACCAACAGGUGAUAGAGAAGACGAAGAACCUGAUCCAUAGAAACCAGCUCAUCAUAGUCAAUCUAGAGAAGAAAGAAAACCAGCUUAAACAGCUUUCUAAUGCACAACAGCAACCGGUGCCCCAACCCUGGGCUCCUGAAAACUACUGAGGGCGCCAUCACCCACCAGCCAUCUAGAGCACGGAUCGCGUAAUUUAUUUAUCCCUUUCUCUACUUAUUCUAAUUGUAUGUGAAGUUACGUUAUGGAUAGUCGAAUGUCCUCAAACUUUGACUACAUCUUUCCAAUGUUAGGUUAUAUCUUCCAUGUUUUCUUCAUUCAAUGUGUGUGGGGGAGAUCUGGUGGAGUAAAGCUGAUUUUUUUUCUCAAUUCAUAUGGAACAUUACUCAUAGGCCUUUAUUCUUGAAAGAGGUUGUAAUUGAACCAUGGUACAUAACAAUGAUAAUAAUAAUAUUAAUAAUAACCUUGGAAUAUGUAUAUUUUUAUACAUAGUUACACUUAUUUCAUCACUUCACUAUGAAAAAUGCAAUUAAAUGCAUGCUUUUUGCAAAGGACGCUAAAAGGGAAGAAAUAGGCAUAAACCAUGUUACAUUCGAAACCUCUUUCAAGAAUAUGGGCCGUUCAGGACAAUUGUUCAUAUGAAACGCUAUUCAGAACAUCUUACUACGUAAAUAGCUGGAAUAACAAGCAAUCGUGAAAAUUACCUUGCUGUUGAUAAUGACUUCUAUUUGUGAUGUGUGACUGGAUUAGCAACAGAGCCUUGUAUUUAAGCAGGUUUUAGUCAGAAAUGCAAAUAACAUGGAUGGUGCCAUGGCUUCAUUCUACAGAAAUAAGUUGUAUUUGUGAAUGGAGGAUGUAGGACACAUUAGUUGUCUGUCUGUUGCAUGUCUUAUGGAUUGUAUAUUUCUUCCUCCACCAAACGGAUAUGGUAUACAAAAUAAACCAGGCUUUGAGUAUAGCGGAAAUAUUCAUCCGAGGUUGGACUGGUAUUAUUAAUCUUUCCCAAGGGGCAUAACCCUGAGGGAAAAAUAGUAAUUUUGCCAGUACUAAGGAAAUAAAUGCCUGGUAUAUCUUUUUUAUAUCCUACAGGAAGAAGUCAGAGCAGUGGAUCUUGACAAUAUAAUUCUUGUACUCGUAGUUCAUCUUUUUAAAAUUUGAA
This is a messenger RNA of Lytechinus variegatus (green sea urchin), 2410 nucleotides long. RefSeq names its product eukaryotic translation initiation factor 3 subunit E-like (gene eif3e). The coding region runs from base 42 to 1403 and encodes 453 amino acids. Gene Ontology annotation, biological process: translational initiation. Gene Ontology annotation, cellular component: eukaryotic translation initiation factor 3 complex; nucleus; cytoplasm. The transcript has 13 exons. Gene Ontology annotation, molecular function: translation initiation factor activity. The record is from RefSeq and is a predicted model, not a curated record. NCBI's taxonomy places the organism in Eukaryota, Metazoa, Echinodermata, Echinoidea, Temnopleuroida, Toxopneustidae.